AUUUGCUUCUUCGUAGGAAAAAAUAAGGUGGGAGAUUGGCUGAUCACCCUGCUCUGAUCCUGUCAAAAUAUUAUAACUGCUUCUCGUGUCCCAGCGUUAAAUUUUUAUUUCUGAGUUGCCGAUGAAACGAGUGCCGAGGAGUCUGAAUAUCGUUGACUGGUCUAGUCACAUAGGGGAACUUCACCAACUCGAGCUGUCCUUUAUCGUUUACGUUUAGGCAGCCAGAUAGUUGCUCGCUAAGUUAGUUGUCAGCUGGAUUGCGUUUUCAUUGACUGCCGAGGCCUCUGCUCAUUUGUAGGCAGAGGCAGCAACAUCUUUGAGUGUGUAUGUUUUCUAACUUACUGCGUGUUGUUUCCCGGCAACACCUUUGCACAGAUAGUCGCCAGUGUAUCUCCAGAAGCAAGCCCAGCCUCGAUCGAAAGAGGAAUCCAGCUCUACGUGUUCGAUUGCUGGGGCGUUUAUAUGAGCGUUAUAGCUAAAUGGCGUCUGACACUAGUGACACAGAAGAAUUUUACGAUGCGGCCGAAGAUGUCAGUCUGAGCCCUUCUCCAAAAGUGUCACCUGAAAAAUUUGCCUUACUUGAAAAAAAGGAACUGCUCCUUUUCAAGUCCAGUUCGACUUCCUCUAUGUUCAAAAGUGGCUUUCACUGCCUAUUUGAAGAGACUGGUGACCUCGCAGUACGUGAUGCAGCGCAGCCUGAGGACUCCAUCCAGAUUAUCGAUAGCAUCAUCGAGGAGAGCCAGAAGAAGAGCACUGCUGCAGAUGAUUCGCUGCUGACAGACAACAGAGAAGCUUGUGAAGGGGGUGGGCCCCAGGGGGCGGGGCCAGGAGGGGGCGGAGCCAUUGACGAGGACACGGGUCAGCAGGAGACUGAUGCAGGGCCUACGUCCAUAGGACCGCAAGUUGUGGUUGAGAUAUCAGAAGUUCCUGUCGAGGUCCAUGAUGGAGAGGAGGAUGCUGGGACAACAGCCCCCACCGAUAUGGCCCUUGAUGCGCCUGGUUCGUCAGUCGAGGCAACCCGGGCCGCCACACCUCCAGAUGUCACCAGUGUCCUGGUUCCAGAAGAACCACGCCCUCCACAGCUCGAUCCGACCACAGACACGGGCCGCCCUCCCAGCACAGCGGACAUUCUGCAGCAGGUAUCUGACAACACCAAGCUGGCCGACCAGGAUCCCCUCGCCCCCAGCAAGCCCCCCCGGCAGUUCAUCGUGGAGCCGGACAUCGUGGCCAGCACCAAGAAACCGCCGCCCGUACGACCCCCCCCCCCGGCGGGGCCCCCCCCUCCACGUCCUCCUCCUCCAUCCCGCCCUGCUCCCCCCCCUCGCAAAAAAACUCAGGAUACGCUGCGGCCAUCAGCACUGGAAGUGACCUCAGAACAGCCUGCGUCCUUUGGCCUGGUGUCGCCCAACACUGCCGUGGACUUCAUCACCAAGGACCUGCAGCACUCCCUGGACCUAGCCAGUGCCACCAGCGGGGACAAGGUGGUCACUGCCCAGGAGAGCGGCAGUGCGGCGGACGGACAGAGUUCAGCACCCAGCGAGGGCCAGGCACCAGGACCCCAGCGGCCGCGCUCCAACUCUGGCCGUGAGAUGACCGACGAGGAGAUCCUAGCCAGCGUGAUGAUCAAGAAUCUGGACACGGGGGAGGAGAUCCCACUCAGCCUGGCCGAGGAGAAGCUGCCCACGGGAAUAAACCCGCUGACACUGCAUAUUAUGAGGAGGACCAAAGAAUAUGUCACGAAUGACUCGGCUCAGUCUGAUGAUGAAGACAAAUCCCACACCCAGCUGAGCGACACCGACGGAGGAAAGCUCAAGCAGAGGACCACACAGCUGAAGAAGUUUUUGGGCAAGUCCGUGAAGAGGGCCAAACAUCUAGCAGAGGAAUAUGGAGAGAAGGCUGUCAAUAAGGUCAAGAGUGUUCGUGAUGAAGUGUUCCACACGGACCAGGAUGACCCGUCCUCCAGUGACGACGAGGGAAUGCCAUACAACCGGCCGGUCAAGUUCAAGGCUGCCCACAGCUUCAAAGGACCUUUUGACUUUGAUCAGAUAAAGGUGGUCCAGGACCUGAGUGGAGAACACAUGGGCGCCGUGUGGACGAUGAAGUUCUCUCAUUGUGGCCGACUGCUGGCCACUGCUGGCCAAGACAACGUGGUCCGCAUCUGGGUUCUGAAAAACGCCUUUGACUAUUUCAACAACAUGAGGAUCAAGUACAACACGGAAGGCCGUGUUUCUCCGUCCCCCUCCCAGGAGAGCUUGAACUCCUCGAAAUCUGACACAGAUGGUGGGUUCCCCAGUACCCAUGAGGAUCCAGACACGGAGGACAGAAAUGUCCCUUUUCGCCAAGUUCCCUUCUGUAAGUACAAGGGUCACACAGCCGAUCUCCUGGACCUGUCCUGGUCGAAGAACUACUUCCUGUUAUCCUCCUCAAUGGACAAGACAGUCAGGCUGUGGCACAUAUCAAGGAGAGAGUGUCUCUGCUGCUUCCAGCACAUUGACUUUGUGACAGCAAUCGCCUUCCACCCUAGAGACGACCGUUACUUCCUAAGCGGUUCAUUGGACGGCAAGCUGCGGCUCUGGAAUAUCCCAGACAAGAAAGUUGCACUGUGGAAUGAGGUGGAUGGGCAGACACGCCUCAUCACCGCUGCCAACUUCUGUCAGAACGGGAAGUACGCCGUCAUCGGCACCUACGACGGACGCUGCAUCUUCUACGACACUGAGCAUCUAAAGUACCACACCCAGAUCCAUGUGCGAUCCACAAGGGGGAGGAAUCGCGUGGGCCGCAAGAUCACUGGCAUUGAGCCUCUGCCUGGGGAGAACAAGAUCUUGGUGACCUCCAACGACUCUCGGAUUCGGUUGUAUGACCUCAGAGACCUUUCCCUGUCGAUGAAGUACAAAGGAUACAUGAACCACAGCAGUCAGAUUAAGGCUAGUUUCAGUCACGAUUAUUCAUUCAUCGUAAGCGGUUCAGAGGAUAAGUACGUCUAUAUCUGGAGCACGUACCACGACCUGAGCAAAUUCAGCUCUGUCCGGCGAGACCGCAACGACUUCUGGGAAGGGAUUAAGGCCCACAACGCCGUUGUCACAUCUGCCAUCUUCGCCCCCAAUCCCAGCCUCAUCGUGUCUCCGGAAGCCGGAACUCCUGAUAAGCCAGACACUGAGGACAGGAGUGGUGAUCCUAUGGACACAGAAGCCAUCCCUUCAGGAGCUCUGAAGACGGACCACAGUGAAGUCCUCCUUUCAGCCGAUUUCACUGGUGCCAUCAAGGUUUUUGUUAAUGUGAAGAAAUACUAAGCACAUUUAGGCCCCCCCCCCGCCUAAAAAAAAAGGUUGGUCCCUGUGGAGGAUUUUGGGAGUGUUAGUUCCCUAGUCAGUGCUGUCAUACAUAGGUUGCUAAUAUGUAUUUUCUGGUUCUUUGGCUGAUUUUGGGGGUGGAGGAUGGAGGAGGCGGAAAUUAACACAAAGCAUAAGAGCCAUAUUUGUUCUCUUAAUGACUGCUUCUAACAGAUGUGGGGUGCAAAUGUAAAGAUGCGCUGUCGGAGCAGUGUGGGGUUAAAGUGCCCAUCUUUGUCUGCCUUCUGCUGUCCCAUUGUGUCUCACGUCAUGCUAGUGCCACCUCAGAUGUGCUGCAGAUGGUCUUUCAAGAACGGGGGGGCUUUUUUUGUUUUGUUUUUUUUUACACAAAGGAUAAUUGUUUUUAGUAUUACCAUUCAGUAAUUGUUUUGUCAUUUAUUUUGAGCUUUGAUAAAUCUAAGUGAAAUGUAAAUACCUUCCAGUAAAAAAAAAAAAAGCAAAAAAAAAAAUACAAAAACCAAUGAAGUAACAAUCGUAGGGAACGGCGCCUAAGAUUUGUUAUUGAUGGUUUACUGUUUCCUUUAGAGGAAGUGUUUAAAAAAUACAAUAAAACACCCCCCAAAGCGCUCUUUGCUCUGCUGCUUGGACAGGUGACAAGGCAGUUAUUGAACUAGCACAUAAAACUCCCCAAAACACUGUAGGUUCUCUCAGUCCCAGUAGCAAAGUUUUGUACUUCAAUAAAGGUUGUGGCAAACUUGG
This is a messenger RNA of Brienomyrus brachyistius, 4049 nucleotides long. RefSeq names its product WD repeat-containing protein 44-like. NCBI's taxonomy places the organism in Eukaryota, Metazoa, Chordata, Actinopteri, Osteoglossiformes, Mormyridae. Gene Ontology annotation, molecular function: protein binding. The record is from RefSeq and is a predicted model, not a curated record.